This is a messenger RNA of Vicia villosa (hairy vetch), 3136 nucleotides long. RefSeq names its product probable sarcosine oxidase. Gene Ontology annotation, molecular function: flavin adenine dinucleotide binding; sarcosine oxidase activity. Lineage: Eukaryota; Viridiplantae; Streptophyta; Magnoliopsida; Fabales; Fabaceae. The transcript has 2 exons. Bases 57 to 1232 code for a protein of 391 amino acids. The record is from RefSeq and is a predicted model, not a curated record.
CUUAAGGCAAAAGAAAUGGCAAUCAUUUACGUCCAUCAGACCAAACUGAAACAAAAAUGGACUAUUCUAACCUCAACUAUGACGUCAUCAUCAUCGGCGCUGGCGUCAUGGGAAGUUCCACCGCCUACUACACCGCCAAAACCGGUCUCAAAACACUUCUACUAGAACAAUUCGAUUUCCUCCACCACCGUGGCUCCUCCCACGGCGAAUCCCGCACCAUCCGUGCAUCUUAUCCCAAAAACCCUUACUACAGUUUGGUAAUCAAAUCGUACGAUCUAUGGCGAGAAGCUCAAGCUCAAGCAGGGUUCAAAGUUUUCUACGAGGCUCGUCACUUUGACAUGGCUCCUUCCAACGAUCCAACUUUUGUUUCUGUAGUCGAAAACUGUAGAGAAAACAACGUCGACCACCAACUCCUCCGCCGCGAACAAGUCGUUGAUGAAUUCUCCGGUAGGAUUGAUAUUCCGGAUGACUGGUCUGGUCUUUUAACUGAGCACGGCGGGGUGAUAAGAGCCACGAAAGCGGUGGCGAUGUUUCAGACACUGGCGCGGAACCAUGGUGCUGUUUUGAAGGAUAACAUAGAGGUAACGGAUAUAAAAAACGACGGUGGUGUUGUCGUUUUAACUACCGCGAACAACGAGAGUUUUCGCGGCAAGAAAUGUGUAGUAACGGUGGGAGCAUGGGCGAGUAAACUUGUUGAAAAGAUCUUUUGUGUUCAACUUCCGAUUCAACCUUUAGAAACUCUGGUUUGUUACUGGAGAAUAAAAGAAGGGUAUGAAGGGAAAUUCGCAAUUCGGGGCGAUUUUCCGAGGUUUGCUAGUUUUGGUAGGGUUUGUUUGUAUGGAACUCCGAGUUUGGAGUAUCCGGGUUUGAUUAAAGUGGCGGUUCAUAGCGGUAACCCGUGUGAUCCGGAUAAGAGGCCGUGGGGUUGUGGUGUGAUGAUGGGUGAGAUGAAAGAGUGGGUUGAAGGGAGAUUUUGUGGGUUGGUUGAUUCGAGUGAGCCUGUGAUGAAACAGUCUUGUAUGUAUUCGAUGACUCCUGAUGAGGAUUUUGUGAUUGAUUUCUUGGGUGGUGAGUUUGGGAAGAGUGUGGUUUUGGGGGCUGGGUUUUCGGGUCACGGGUUUAAGAUGGCUCCGGUUGUUGGGAAGAUAUUGACUGAUCUUGUGGUGGAUGGGGAAACUAGUGAAGUUGAUUUGAAACAUUUCAGGAUUGGAAGAUUCAAUGUGGCUUCUUAGCUUUAGGAAAAAAUGUACAUAUAACAGAAACAACGACACAAAUAAGUCAAUAAUUGUUCUUUAGAAGUUGGAGUUGGAGUGUUGAGUUGAAUAAUUUAAAUAUGAAUGAGUUAGUGAGAAUGUGUUUAUACUUUGAAACCUAGAUUUAAAUUCCUAGAUAAUUCAAAUUACACUAAAAUCUGUUGAAUUCCUAGAUUUGAGGCGUAAUUCCCUGCUAUAGUGAGAAUGUGUUUACUCAUACCCACUAGAAUCUAAGGAAACAUGGUUACAUGUAAAAUAUUGGAUUGAAAUGCUUGGCUUCCACUAACUCUUCAAAAUGUAUACAAGCCCAACCUUAUCCCACUAGAUAUGAUCGGCUACAUGAAUAAUGUUCUAUCAAAUAUCAAGCCUUAUUCUCGUGAUCUUUUUUAUUAGUUUUUUAGUUUUUUUUUUCUUUUUUAUCUCUAGUUAUUUGAUUAUUCUCUACUCUCUCUACAAUAAAAUCUACAAGUAUUCUCUUUAUAUGUCUAAACCAUUUAACCUUAUUUUCAUUAUUUUUUUAUUAUAGAUGUCACCCCAACUAUCUUUGUUUAGAAUAUGUUUGUAAGAUUGGUAUGUGAGUUGAGAUUGAUAACAUAUGAAUAAUUUGGAAAAAAAAUGAGUGUGUGUUUUUGUAUUUUUCUCAUAAUUGAAUUAUAACUAUUUUUCUUGAAAAAAAAUCAACAUUACGUAGCUGAUUUGAAAAUUACAUAACUUGAGAUAGGAAACUCCUAUUCGUACAAAAUCAAAUGCGUUUGAAAACUAAUUUAAAGUACUUUAUUAUGGUAAAGUUUCAUAAUUUUAGGUUACUUUUACAAUUUAUAACUAUUAUGGAAUUUUAGCUUCAUUAAAUCAAUUCAUACAACAUUAUCUUACAUUUCUUUGAUAACAUUUUCCUUUUAAUUUGAACUGUAUUUUCGUGUCACAUAAAACCCUCGAGACCUUCUUCCAUUUCAACCACAGAGUUUGAAGUUGAUGGUAUACAUCUCAUAUAUUUCGUCUUAUUUUUAUGUGGGCGAAAACCAUACACUUUCAAGGCUUGUCUCAAAAUUUCUAAGAAUAUUCACAUUCAUACCACUCAAUUUAGUGGUAUAAAUGGACCUUCACAAUAUAUUAUAUUUCUUCACAGUUUUUAAUUAUUUAAGCAAUUAAAUUAUAUUUUUUAAAUAUUUAUACUACUUAUUUAAAAUUUUAAAGCGAGUCCUAUUAAUCUUACAAUAUAUUCCAUGUCACUAUACUAUUGGUUAAAAAAGAAAAAAAAUUCAAAAGCCUCCCAAAGCACCGUGGUUGUAGAAGGGAGAAAUACUUACAUGGAUACGAACCUAAAUCCAUAUUUUUAGGCACAAUCAAUAAAAAGUGAGAAAAUUGACAUUUGUUAAAAAUUUAAUUUCUUUUUUAAUUGUUAUCAUGGAGGUGGUUGAUUUAACAGAGGAGAGAGAUAAUUUUAUUUUAAUUUUUUAAUUAAUAAAAAAAUAUGAUUAACUAUGUGUAAACUCAUGUGUUAUAGUUGUGUCCAUAUAAAAAAAUUUCUUUAGAAGCAACGGUGGCAUAUGAAAAAUAUUACAAUUGCAUUAAAAUGAUAAUAUUUUUUGACAUGGAUGACUUUAAAAUCAGAAGACACUCUGAUGCUCUACCUUUUCAUUCAAAUCCUAUUUUCACUCUCAAGGACAGCUCUUAGGGUGCGUUUGAUUUCCUAAAAAAUGAGGUACUGGACAGGACAACUUUUUUGUACCGUGUUUGAUGCAGAAACUAAUUAUGGUACUGGACAAAAAAUAUAGCAAGGGACUGAACAAAAUCACGAAUUCUUGUCCCCCACUAAACCAUGGGACAAUUUUUUGUCCAAAGCAAAAAUUAUAAAAAAAAUAUCAAAAUACCAUUUUUUACUC